GGGGAAGGGAAGCGAAGGGAAGGGGGGGAGCGUGAUGGGAGUAAAUUCUCAGGGUUGGACAUCCUCCGGUUUUAUUGCAUCGAGGCAGGACGUGGGAGACUCACGGAAAGCCGUAGUGAGAAGGGAUUUCCUGUACCGCUUUUUUGACGUCCCAUUGACGUCUUUUUGGGGCCCCACACGGUGUCCAAACCGCUGGAAACGCGGGAGGGUCCGAGUGCGGAGCUGCGCAGGACUCAGACGCCCGCAAACCGAACGGGAUCCCGGCCGCAGCGCAGCGCAGCGCAGAAGCCCAGAAGCCCAGAACCGAGCCGUGAUCGACGGGCAAACUUUAUUCCCAACUCCCGAAAGUCCAAGGAAAGCCUCAGGAAAGAGGCUCCUCACCGACACAACCCGCAAAACACCUCUUUGCACAAGGGCAGCGGAAGCAGCGGCAGGAGCAGCAGCAGCAGGCGGCCUGCAGCCUCGGACAGGCACGGGGCCUUCAGGACUCCCCCAAGCCAAAGAAAGACUUCAAAGGGACAUCUGCGGUCAUGACAUCACGCACAUUUGGGGUUUCCCUGCCCCUGUAAAUCGAGCAUCGACGCAAGCUAAUCCCCUCAACGUCAACGAGAUCUUAUUUUUCUCUUUCUGCUUGACGCAAAGAGCCGAUAAAGCUUGUGCUAUAAUAAAUAAACGGAAAACCCUCCCAGCAGUUUGUUCAGAUUGCAAAGCGCAAACUCUCCUCCUUGAACCAUUGAAUAAAACGGACAAAACCGAAGUGCAGAGAGCCCCUCCUCCCGCCCCCUCAACAACAGCAGUCGUGCAGCUGGAACAACUGGAACAUAUGUUUCACGUAUGUCACGCAUCACGGUUCACCACGCCUGGCCUUCCCUCUGCCGACACAGCAAUAAUCUGCAGGGCCCCUCACCAUUAGUGACCUUGACUGGCCUUUUAAAGUAUUUCAUGUGGUUGCUGUUGUUGCAAAUCUUUAAUAAAAUGUAGAAAAUACGUUUCAUUGCACAUUAUAAAACAGAAAUUUAAAAUGCACUUUUAAGGGUGUAAAAGCAGCCAUUCCUUGCCCAUGUGUGCAGUAAUUCAUUAUACUUUGGUAAGGUAAGGUAACUAAAGAGCGAAACCCAGUUCUGUCAUUAGCACUUAUAAAAUGCGCAGCAGAAAAGAUUGAGGGAAAACACAGGAAACAUUUCUGUUGUGUAUUUUCAUGAACUGAUGUCGCAACAAGACGCAGCACUUCCGUGACAGAUUUUUAUAAUCUAACACAUUGAGUUGUUCUCUUUUUUCCUACUUUUACCCUGGGAAAAAAGCACAAAAUUCUUGCGUUCAUCUAUUAUCCAUAACUUCUCGUACAGGAUACGAGGCGGGGCAGGACACGAGUACAAAAUAGUUAUAUUUUCUGAAUUAAUGUACGUCAUACAACAAUAGAAUAUGACCUACGGGAAGUAAGACUGGUAUAAAUGUUUUCUGAGUGGUAAAAGCACUUGAGAUAAAAACAACUAUUAAAUCUCUUAUUCAGGUAUAAGAGAAAAGCAAGAGCACUAGGCUCAGGAAAGUCACUUUCAGUUAAUAACAGAAAUAUAUUAUAAAAGUGUGCAUGUAUGCAAACCAUGCUGUUUGUAGGUGUACCUUAACUAGGGGUUAAUGGGUUCCAUGAAAAUAAAAUAAAGUAUAAAGUAUAAAAGAAAUUUUGGCUGGUGAAAUUUUCUAAAAAUGUGACUCCAAGCACGAGUGCUCCAAAUACGGUGCUGUUUAUUAAAUGAGAUCAUAUGAUACUUUGUAAAACAAUGAUGGUUCUAAGAGAAAUACAAUACGGAGCAUAAACAGUCGGUUCUUUGCAACCGUCCAUUUUGAGUGUUGCUUUGUGCUCUUGCCUGAGCGGAGCUGCGCAG
This is a messenger RNA of Scleropages formosus (Asian bonytongue), 1883 nucleotides long. RefSeq lists its product as uncharacterized. Lineage: Eukaryota; Metazoa; Chordata; Actinopteri; Osteoglossiformes; Osteoglossidae. The record is from RefSeq and is a predicted model, not a curated record. The transcript is spliced from 4 exons. Bases 35 to 913 code for a protein of 292 amino acids.